AUGGCGGGAGCAGAUAACGAUCAUGUCUCGCCUUUCGCGCCCCUCAUGGCUGAGCUGGCUCGCAUGAGGACCCGAAGCCUCAACGCAGCUAUUGAUGAAGUAGACUCGGUCAUAGAUCUUCUCACAACAGCACGGGAGCAGAUCGCGCAAGGUGAGCCAGACGCGACUCGCACUGGGUUGACUAUGAUGCAACUGCAGAACCCGGUUAAGCAGCGCUUCGAGCGGAUCACUUCAGAUCUGAAAGAUGUUACGAAGGCGCAGAAAGCUUUUGGGAAGGCUCUCGACAAGGCCCUCCCUUAUCGAGAGCUCCCUAUGGAGACAGACGCUAUGGCCGAUCACCCAGGUCUUAUCAACCGAGCGAUAGCUAUGCAUAUGCUUCGUGAAGGACAAUUCUCUGUUGCGUCGACUUUCCUUAAAGAAGCCACUGACCACCCUCCCAGUCGAGAGGCUCAUGCGACCCCACAAACAGACGAAGACGGUGAUGAUGACAUGGACAACGACGAUGAGCCCGAAACCGAUAUAGCUGGACUACAUUCAGAGCAUUUGCAGAGCAAGUUCUCCGAGAUGUAUAACAUUCUCUCUCAGAUCAAGUAUCGUAACUUAGUGCCCGCCAUCAAAUGGGCCCAUACAAAUAGUCCUCAGCUCGAGGCCAAGGGGAGCACGCUCGAGUUCGAACUUAUCAAGCUUCAGUUUGUCUGGCUUUUCAAAGGCUCCUCAAUAAACGGCCUUCCCGAUGACCCCGAGACCAACGGACUCCGUGGUGCCUUGAACUACGCUCGGGAGAACUUCACUCGUUUCCAAAGCCGUCACCUAUCUGAGAUUCAACAGCUCUGCUGCGCCAUGGCGUAUGCACCCAACUUGGCCGCCUCGCCGUAUAGCCACAUAUUUGAGACAGACUCAGCAUUCGAGGAUGUCGCCAUGUCUUUCACUCGCGAGUUCUGUUCCCUUCUCGGAUUAUCAGCAGAGUCACCACUUUACGUCGCCGUUACAGCAGGCUCUAUCGCUCUACCCCGCCUCAUCAAGUACACGACGUAUAUGCGCGAGAAGAAGACAGAGUGGACGACAGAGAAUGAACUUGCGUUUGAGACGCCUUUGCCUGAGUCCAUGAUCUACCACCCCAUCUUCGUCUGCCCUGUGAGCAAAGAGCAGACAACUCAAGACAACCCACCCAUGAUGCUCAGUUGUGGCCACGUCAUUUGUCGCGAGUCUCUGCACAACAUAGUAAAGUCAGCUCUGUACAAGUGCCCCUACUGCCCAACCGAAGGUCACCUCAAGAAUGCGACCAAAAUCAGGCUGUAA
Molecule: messenger RNA, 1299 nt
Organism: Fusarium sp. VM40
Lineage: Eukaryota; Fungi; Ascomycota; Sordariomycetes; Hypocreales; Nectriaceae
Source: the annotation of a GenBank genome assembly